UCCACCCUCUCUGAACCGUCUUUCUGAUACUCCUCCCAUCAAACUCUCCGCUCUCUGCACAUCAAAAACUAUAAAUACCCCGCAUUACUUUCUUUUCCUUCAAAUACCCGCCGGCAUGGUCAAGCUCGCCCCCAGCCGCAAGAAAGGCGCAGCAGCAGCAGGCGGAGCGAAGAUACAUCCCACCUCUGCUCGCACAGAUGCCGUAGGAUUGGGGGGAACAAUUCUAUCAUGUUGUCAAGCCUUCAUAUCCGGGUUACUUUCACUAUGCAGCUCCCCAAUCAGAUCCUCGACAGGGGGGCGGUCCGUCGGCAUGGACAACCUGGAGUCCGAUCAGAUGGACGACAAUGAUACGUUGAGAUUGAUACCAUCACUCAACACGUUGUAUGAGGAGCACGAAUCUUACAAGAGAAUUGGAACAACUGGAUACACCUCACACUACCUCAGGUUCGACACAGCAAGUCGCGGCAAACGUCCGCCCAGAAGGCCACGAGGUUCCAAAAGGUCUCGUCCUGUCAGUCCAAUGUCGACAAUACGAGAGGUUGAUACACCUUCUUCAAGUGUCAAUUUUCCACCUAGUCUUACGGGCCCGGAAAUCCGCAGACGACAGCAAGCUCCACCCCCACCAUGUGUGUCUUGCGGUCUCCGCCAGUCUGAAUGUGCGAAAACUAUUAACUUCUCUAAAGACAACCCAAGCAAGUCAUUCAACAUAUCGAUAUUUAUUGACGAGUUGGACCGCGUGAGACUGGCCGAUUACGUUUGGGAGAACACCAAAAGGACAUCAGAUCUCUCUCGUGAGCGUGAGCAUUACGUUAUGAUGUAUCUCAAACAUCGCCAGGAAAAUACGGAUAAAAGAGUUGACCUGCACGUGGGAUUUGAUGAAGACGAUGUGCUCAGGAGGAAGAUGGUCGUGGCUUAUCUGUGUGACACCAAGAUUGCACAGAUCAUGGCUUAUCUUGGGCCUCACGCUGCCAAAGUGAGAUUAGGAGAAGUGGUGUCGGGAUAUCUUUACGAGUUCGGGGGUCCAACCGUGUUCGGCAUCGGAAUCGUAUCAUCAUAG
Periconia digitata is the source of this 1057-nucleotide messenger RNA. The record is from the annotation of a GenBank genome assembly. Lineage: Eukaryota; Fungi; Ascomycota; Dothideomycetes; Pleosporales; Periconiaceae.